Molecule: messenger RNA, 3055 nt
Organism: Biomphalaria glabrata
Lineage: Eukaryota; Metazoa; Mollusca; Gastropoda; Planorbidae
Product: intraflagellar transport protein 80 homolog
Exons: 18
Coding region: 110-2452 (780 amino acids)
Biological process (GO): cilium assembly
Cellular component (GO): centrosome; intraciliary transport particle B; cilium
Molecular function (GO): protein binding
Source: RefSeq, a predicted model, not a curated record
AUUGAAAUACCCAAAUUUACAAAGUUGGACCAAGUUAAAUUGUUUACCUAAGUAACUAACGUUAUGUUUAGUUAAAAUACUCUGUAUUGAUCUACUAUUUAAAAAAAAAAUGCGUCUCAAGACAUCACUACAGAAAGAACCAAAACAUUCGGAGCUUGUGAGCUGCGUUGGGUGGACGACUCCCGAUGAAGUGUACUCUUGUGCUGAUGACCAUCUAAUUUUAAAAUGGAACCUAACAAACAACGAAACAUCUACACUCUUAGAGUUGCCAAAAGAGUGCUAUCCAACUAGCAUGCACUGGUUUCCCAAGUCUGCUCAAGCAGCUGGAGCCAAAAAGACAGGAUCUGAUGUGUUUGCUUUGACUUCAACAGAUGGUAAAUUUAUUUUAAUAAGCCGCACAGGUCGAGUGGAGAAGAGUGUUGAGGCCCACAAGGGAGCUGUUUUGUGUGGUCGGUGGAGCUAUGAUGGAACGGCGCUGGUUACUGGUGGUGAAGAUGGGCAGAUUAAAAUCUGGUCCCGCAGUGGCAUGCUUCGAUCCACCCUCACACAGAACAGUAUCCCGGUGUACAGCGUUGCUUGGGGCCCUGACUCUGAUCAAAUUCUUUUCACCAAUGGGAGACAACUUGUGAUCAAACCACUUCAGGCAAAUGCAAAACCACAAUUGUGGAAAGCUCAUGAAGGAAUUAUUUUAUGUGUUGAUUGGAAUGCUGUGAACAAUUUGAUUCUAUCUGGAGCAGAAGACAAACGUUAUAAGGUUUGGGACACUUAUGGCAGACAGUUGUAUUGUAGCAGCAGUCAUGAGUAUCCAAUCACUUCAGUUUCAUGGACGCCAGAUGGAGAAAUGUUUGCUAUUGGCUCUUUUAACACUUUAAGAUUGUGUGAUAGAAGUGGGUGGUCCUAUGCUUUGGAGAAACCAAAUACAGGCAGUAUAUUUAAUAUAGCUUGGUCAAGUGAUGGAACACAGAUUGCUGGAGCUUGUGGAAAUGGUCAAGUCAUCUUUGCCAAUGUUAUUGAAAUCCGACUUGAGUGGAAAAACUUUGAAGCUACUCUGACUGCUAGCAAACAGAUCAAUGUUCGUAAUGUUAUGAACGAUGCUACAGAGAAACUGGACUUUAGGGACCGAGUGAUUAAGUUAUCCUUAGGUCAUGGUCAUCUAGUGGUGGCCACAUCAUCACAGUGUUAUAUAUACAACACCAAGAACUGGAACACACCAAUGAUCUUUGAUUUGAAGGAAGGAAGUGUAACUCUCAUCAAGCAAGCUGAAAAACAUUUUCUUCUUGUCGAUGGAAGUGGAGUUUAUGUGUACUCGUAUGAUGGUCGGUUGGUUUGUUCACCACGGUUUCAGGGGAUGAAAGCUGAAAUCUUUAAUCAUCAGACAAUUGCUUUGUGCAAUGAUACUGUAGCCAUUAGAGACAAGACAGAUGAAAAAGUGAUCUACGUAUUUGAUGCACAGACUGGUAAAGCAAUGGCAGAUGGGAAACCAAUUUCACAUAAGGUUGAAGUGAUGGAUAUUGGUUUAGAUCAGUGUGGAGUGACUUCAGAGAGGAGAAUUUCAUUGGUUGAUAAAAAUAGAGAUCUAUUUAUAACUUCAGUCAGAGUCUUUGGAGCAGAAAGAAAAAUCAUAAAACUUGCUACCAUGAUCCAGGCUCACGUCUGGAAUGAUGAGAGUAACAUGUUGGCAGCGAUGACUGAUGGGAAAAUCUUAGUUUGGUACUAUCCAAAUGCUAUCUAUGUUGAUAAAGAUUUGUUGCCAAAAACAUUAUAUGAAAAAGACUCUAGUCCCUUUGGCAAAGCUCCUCAGCUGGUUGGAUUUUUGGGCAGCCAUCUUAUAUUGAGGCGAUCUGAAGGUUCUCUUAUCUCCACCUCUAUCACUCCCUACCCCUCUGUACUACAUAGUUAUGUCAUGAACAACAAAUGGGACGAUGCAGUCAGACUGUGUAGGUUCGUCAAGGAAGAUAACUUAUGGGCUUGCCUUGCUGCCAUGGCAACUUAUGCCAAAGAUUUGAACACAGCAGAAAUAGCCUAUGCUUCUAUUCAUGAGGCAGAUAAAGUUCAGUUUAUCAUCAACAUAAAAGACAUUCCUGUGAAAGAAGCCAGAAAUGCUGAAAUGGCUUUACUCUGUGGCAAUCACCAAGAUGCUGAAGCCAUAUUGCUGCAGGCAGGCCUAAUUUUCAGAGCCAUCAUGUUAAAUGUACAGUUGUACAAUUGGGAUAGAGCUCUUGAGCUGGCAGUGAAGAAUAAGACUCACGUGGACACAGUGCUAGGCUACAGACAGAAGUUUCUAGCUAGAUUUGAUAAGUCAGAAACCAACAAGAGAUUUCUUCAGUAUAAAGAAGGGAUUGAAAUAGACUGGGAUAAAAUUAACACGAAAAUAGAAAUAGAGUAUCAGAAAGAGAGAGAGAAACCCACAACAGGGACAGCCGUCGCACGCAGUGCCACCACAAGAUCUUAAUGACUUAUGUCCUGCUGUUGGAAAUAAUUCUGAAUGAACUAAUCUAGUAGUCUAGAUAUUUAACUUUGAUUUGCAUGACACAAGUGUGUUGUUUCAAUCUUUAUGGCUGCGUCCAUAGAUCAUCUGUGAUAAGUUUAAAACAAACUGGUACCAUGUCAAUUAAAAUUCUCAAUAUACAUUUUUAUUUAAAUUACAAACAUAACACAUUUCAUUACUAUCCAUUCUUGUUGGAUCUCAGAUCAUUAUCUAAAACAAUUGUUGUAUGUUUACAGUGCUUUUAUUAUUUCAGUUAUUAUUGUGCUUUUUGUGUUGUAAUGUCUUAAAUUUUUAUCCUAAAACAAACUUAAGACCCUAAAUGCCCAACUGUAUAUUUUUUUCAUAUAUGUAUAUAAAUAUGAACUUUGCAUUUGUAUCUCAUUUUCUUCUACCAGCCAGGAGCUGUAGGCUCCUGUCCCAACUGGUCUAUGUAACUGCUCUCUUCUUUCAUCUUGAGAAUUAACAAGAAUGCCUUCUAUUGUUAUACAACUGUGCAUGCUGUAAGGCUCUUGUGCCAACAUUUUUUAUUUUCAGGACAUGUUCAAAUAAAUUUAUGACUUAAUAUAA